Molecule: messenger RNA, 204 nt
Organism: Paraglomus occultum
Lineage: Eukaryota; Fungi; Glomeromycota; Glomeromycetes; Paraglomerales; Paraglomeraceae
Source: the annotation of a GenBank genome assembly
AUGGAGAAUCGUCGCCAGAAAUGUACCCAUCUUAGGUGUAUACCCUACUCCGAAUUUAGGCGGACUGAGAGGACGCUGAACAGCAGAUAUUUAAAAGUCGAGAAAACACAAUGUCGCCGAAAUGAUGCCUACUUGGAAUGGAUUCUUGCGGAACAUGGCGUUGGCAGAUGUCGAUGCCUACCACGACAUAUAAUAGGCAUAUGA